Hypanus sabinus (Atlantic stingray) is the source of this 10963-nucleotide messenger RNA. It is a transcript of the gene ube2o, whose product is annotated as (E3-independent) E2 ubiquitin-conjugating enzyme UBE2O. The transcript is spliced from 18 exons. The record is from RefSeq and is a predicted model, not a curated record. NCBI's taxonomy places the organism in Eukaryota, Metazoa, Chordata, Chondrichthyes, Myliobatiformes, Dasyatidae. Bases 51 to 3983 code for a protein of 1310 amino acids.
CUACGUAAAGCGGCGGUGAGUGAGCGGCCCGGCUUCUGGGUGCAGUGGUGAUGGAUGCGGAUACAGAUCGAGCGGCUGCCGCUGCUGCUCCGGCUGCCGAGACGCCAGUACUCUCCGCAGUGUCCCCCGUGCAGUCCCCAGCCCCGGGCAAUCAGCGCCUCCUGUUCGUCGAUGACUUGGUGUCUGGCACAUACAAGGGGGCCUUGCGGCAUGGCAUCGUCGGCCUGAUUCACGGCGAGGUGAGCAGUGGCGAGAGCUCGGACACGGACGAGGAGGGAACUGGCCGCGAGCGGCCUCUCAAGAAGGGCUACGUGCGGGUGCAGUGGUACCCGGAGGGAGGCAAGCAGGACGUGAAGGAAGUCAAGCUAAAACUGGAAGACCGGUCACUAAUGCCUCGUGAUCUGGUGCGUCGAAUGGGGCCAAAUACUGAUAAUCAGUGUGGAACAGUGAUUGAUGUGAAUAUGGAGUGCACCUUGAAGAUUCUGGGUACAAAUUACAUUCUUCACCCUGUCAACAGCAGAGACUUGCAGCAUAUUUGGCCAUUUGUCUAUGGAGACUAUAUUGCCUUUGAUUGUUGGCUAGGGAAGGUUGACAACAUGGUUGCCCAGCUGAUCCUGAAGCUAUCAAAUGGAGCCAGGUGCUCAAUGACUACCAGUGAUGGGAGUAAGCUGGUUGAUCUCUGUCCCCAUGUCAGUGACUCGGGGCAAUUCUUUGAUGAAUCCUAUGGGUUUUAUCCAGGACAGAUGUUGUUUGGAGCAGCUAAAGUUUUCUCCAAUGUGCAAUGGUUAUCUGGUGUCCGACCUGUACUGAGCAAAAAGAGCAAGUUUAAAGCAGUUGUUGAAGAGGUACAAGUGGUGGAGCUUAGAGUUUCUUGGAUCACAAAGAGCUUUUGUCUUGGUGGAAGUGAGAGUGUUUACCCUCCAUCUCCGCUCAUUACACAAGAGAAUUUGCCCAGGGUGAAACGCUUAAACUGUUAUGACCAUGCUCGCAUGGUGUUAGCAGAACGAGCAGUGUAUGUGCUCCCAGGGGAUCCUGAAUGUACUACUAUCUCUUCAGAUGGCCCAGAAGGAAAUUCGAUCAUUGCUGUGAACUCUGUUGUCAGAAAGGUUAAAAGACUCUUUGAUAAAGAGAUGGUGAAGAAAAUUCUGAAUAACACGGACAGCCAAGAAGUGGAUGCUGUGGGGAAACUCUCUGUUGCUUUGGGUGAUGGUUCUGUUAUGGUCACCUCAUCUGUUUCAGGACUUGGUAGCUCAAAGCUAAGGCUAGGUUCUGAUGGCUCAACCCAGAUGCCCACUGGAAUGAAAUCCCAGUCUUUAAAUGGGGUUGUACAGAAAGAAUCCAUUCUGAGUAAUGGCCCUUUCUCUAUUCAUGGUAACUUGCAAAAUCAGCUGGAGGAAAGAGUGCAAGAUGGGAACUGGAAGAAUAUUGGGCAGCCUGCAGUGAUUAUUGAAGAUUCAUUGGGAAGUCAGGCUGGAAAAUUGCAGCUUGUAGAACAAGAUGCAGAUGAUGAAGGUGCUGAGGACACUGAUGAAACCAGCUCAAUUUCUUCCUCUGCCAGCUCAACUGCAUCAUCGCAAAGUGGUGGACAAGGACGCAAAAAAAGUAUCCCGCUUUCUAUUAAAAACCUGAAAAAGAAGCACAAGAAGAAAAAAAACAAACCCUCCAGAGAAUUCAAACCAGGUGAUAGAAUUGCUGUGGAGAUUCUGAAAACCAGCACCAGUGUGGAUGUGAUGUGGCAGGAUGGUACAGUAGAGAAAAAUAUUCGAUCCAAUGACUUGCUGCCAGUCCAUCAUGUGGAUAAUAAUGAAUUUUGCCCUGGAGAUUUUGUGCUGGACAAGCGUGCUCAAGGUGCCCAGGAAAUUGGUGUGUAUGGCGUUGUCCAAUCCGUUGACCACUUUGGGCGGACAUGUUCAGUAAAAUGGUUCAAACCGAAGGCAAAUGGUAAUGAGAUUGAGGUGCUGGGCCAUGAAGAAGAUAUUAGUGUUUAUGAUAUUGCUGACCAUCCGGAUUUCCACUUCCGCAUUACCGACAUUGUGAUUCGUAUUGGGAAUGUAGAAGAAGGCAGAGCUACAAAUAAAGCUGAUGAGGAGCCUUCUGUUGGUCAAGUAUCUCGUGUUGAUGUUUGUGGGAAGGUUGAAGUAGUCUGGGCAGAUAAUUCUAAAUCCAGUAUACUACCUCAGCACUUAUAUAACGUUGAGUCUGACAUUGAAGAAUCUGACCUGGACUCUCUGGAUGGUACCUCUUCUGGAGCAACUUCAGAUGAAUGGGAAGAUGAAAGUGAUAGCUGGGAAACGGAUGAUGGUUUGACUGAGGAUGAGAAUGCAAAGGGGAGUGAGGCACUUGAAGUUGGAAUAGAGGUGGCAACACCGCUGGAAGAAAGCAAGAGUGAGGUAGAACAAGCACAGGGAGCUGGUGCAGCAUCAAUUAGUUCUAAUUCUGAUAAAACUGGAAAGGAUGGCUCUCCCAAAAGCUUUCAUGAGAUAAAGGAAGCAAUCAAAAUUUUGGAAAGUUUAAAGAAUAUGACGGUUGAGCAGUUGUUGACAGGCUCUGCUACUUCCCCAACAAUAGAACCAGAAAAGCAAACUAAGGAGAAGAAGUUUCGAGAUGAUAUCAAGAAGCUGCAGGAAACCCUUCAGAAGACUCUUGACAAUGUAGCCAUAGUGGAGGAAGAGAAGAUGGAAGCUGUUGCAGAAACUGAAAGCAAAGAAGAAAAAAUUGACUUGCCGGUUCCCGUGAGGUCUGAGUGGACAAGUGAUACGCCUGUGCUUUGCCAGCAGAGCAGCAAACCUGGAGUUACAUUCACAAGCGCAAAAGGGGAAGUCUUCUCUGUUCUCGAGUCAGUACCAGAGAGCCAUGCAUUCAAAAAAAUGGAAUUUCAGCCAGCAGAUUCAAAGAAAUUUUUCAGCACCGUGAGAAAAGAAAUGGCAUUGCUUGCUACUGCACUUCCUGAUGGCAUCAUGGUCAAAACAUUCGAGGACAGAAUGGAUCUGUUCUCAGCUCUAAUCAAAGGGCCAACACGGACUCCAUAUGAUGAUGGGUUGUUUCUGUUUGAUAUUCAGCUGCCUAAUGUUUACCCUGCAGUUCCUCCACUUUUUCAUUACAUUUCUCAAUGUAGUGGACGUCUCAACCCCAACUUAUACGAUAAUGGCAAAGUCUGCGUAAGUCUUUUGGGCACAUGGAUCGGAAAGGGAACAGAGAGGUGGACAACUAAAUCUAGUCUUCUGCAGGUCCUCAUAUCAAUUCAAGGACUGAUCCUGGUGAAUGAGCCCUAUUACAAUGAGGCUGGAUUUGACAGCGAUCGUGGCCUGCAAGAAGGUUAUGAAAAUAGUCGCUGCUACAAUGAGAUGGCUCUGAUAAAACUGGUACAAUCUAUGACACAGCUGAUUCACAAACCCGUGGAAAUAUUUGAACAGGAAAUAAAAGAGCACUUCUAUACCAACGGCUGGCGCCUUUUAAACAGGAUGGAGUCUUGGCUGGAAAUUAAUGAAAUGAUCCAAAAAAGUACUGAACUUAGUGCUGAAGACUUUUCUGUUAGUAGCUGCCCUUCUGAAGUGGCAGAUGGGCAGGUUGAGCAUCUUUCACCAUCUCCAUCACAGGUGCUUGCUCAAUCUGAGGCCAACAAGGAGCCAGGAAUGGAAAGUUCUGAAAUGCAUGCAAGCAGUAUAGAGCAGAGGUUGUUGGCAGAAGCUAGCCCUGAGGAAAGUAUGUGCCUCGAUAUGAAUUCCACUGAGCAAUUACAGGCGGCAGCUGAACCCUCCUCUUUAACUGCAGAACAGAAGGCUUCAUCGCAGGUUAUCGUCAAACCAAAAAGACGGCGAAAGAGUUAUAGGAGCUUUCUCCCUGAGAAGCGUGGUUACCCUGAUAUAGGUUUCCCUCUGUUUCCCCUCUCUAAAGGCUUUGUGAAAAGCAUCUGUGGCUGUCUACAGCGAUAUAAGGAAGCAUUAAUAGAAUGUGGAAUUCCAGAGAGGAGGGAGGAGAGAUGAGCACUGCAUCUAUGCCACAGGUUUACAAAGUUUUCUAGACUUUUGAUAAUAAUGUAAUAAAGCAAAAGGAUAGUGUGCCAAUGACGGCUGCUGGCUUUUUGUAUCUGAAGUGGAGUAGGAUUAAUGUGUAUCCAGUGAGGGAGAGAAACCCAAGCCUGAGCAUUUUAACGCAUGUUACAUAUGGUCAAUUGCAUCCCUGCUGAUAAAUGGCUGCAGUAUGAGACUAAGAUGUAAAAUAUUGAUAAAUGUUUCUCCCACUAACAAAGUGGAGUUUAUAGCUUGAUGUAUACACUAUUUAAUCCAGAUUUAAAUGUCUACAUGCGUGGACCUGUAUUAAGUUCAGAAUGCUUGAUUGCUUCCUAUUUAUGUAGAAAUUGUAAGAGUGCGUGCUUUAUUUUUUAAAAUUUAUUUUUGGUUGCCUUAUACUAGUGUAAUAUAAGACUUUACAAUUAAAUCGGCCUUAAGAUGUCACUAAAUUUGGGUUUCUACAUUCUUUGCUGUUUAGUGACUGUUAUGGUAUUCCAAUAACAUGAUAGAUUAGUGUGACAAAACUUUGUACUUGCAUCUUGACCACUGAGUAGUAAAGUCUUUGGGGGCUAACUUGAAAUUCUGCACUGGUUGGUCUGAUAGAGUGGAUUUGCUAUGGGGAAUCCAUGACUAUUAAUGUCACUAACCACAAUUUUAAAAAACUUUCAUCUCCAGUGACAGGCUUGAAGUAGUUAAGGAAAAGAUACAUCUGUAUUAAGUGCAUCCCAAGGUCUCCUAAGGACCCUGCCAUUUACUCUGUCCUCAUCAUAACCUGCAUUAUUUCACACUGUAUUAAAUUCCCAUCUCCUACCACUUUGCCCAAGUUUUCAUCUAAUAUGACUCUUAGGCAGCCUUCACUACCUAUAACUACACCAACUUCAUGUCAACAGUAAACUUACUAAUCAAAGCACCUACACUCUUCCAACUAUGCCAGACAACAAUUCUUCAAUAUCAAUGUAAACCAUUGGUUGCAAACUUGUAGUCCGACUACAGCCCUCCAUUACCUGAGACUUUUUCCCCAAGCCAAUGUUGUAUCCAAUUGGCCCUAUUGACAGGAACUGGGCAUUCCUCAUCAGCAGCAUUGGAACAGAAAUUUAGAUAAGUUUCUAAGCAGUUAGGGUGGGGGCAAGGUUUGGGAUCCAUGCAACCUUCAAGGACAGGGAUGACCUAGAACCAAUACUCUGGCAGGAAGUUUUGCUGAUGCUCCCCAAGAAACUAGUUGUGAAACAGGGACAGCAUCCUCAGCCAUCUUCCCUCCUGCCUUUUCCCAACACUAGCCAAAAAGACCUUGACCCACACUAGUGGCCAUCACAAUACCUCACCACCCAGCGUUCUCUAGAACCUUCUCCCAAUUCUGCCCUCCUGACUGGCUGAUAAGUUGAACAACAUAGCUCCUUAUCUUUAGCUCAAACCCAAACAUGCUAAAAGCAGAACAGAUUGCUCCUACAGAACUGUUAAAAUGAAAUACCUACAGCUGAGAGGUAAAAAUGUUACCCAGGGCGUUACACUCUUCCUCCUACCAAAAAUAGUCAUGCCCUGAUGACUUUGAAAUUUACCAAUCCAUCAUUAACAACUCAGUUUUCGUAAGAAUUUUGUGAUGUCAUGAUCUCCUUUCCAUUUAUAAAUGGUAGGAGGAAUAGAUGCAACAUCUUCUAGCCUAUUUGGGGGUUUCCUGACUCUUUGAGACCUCCUUAUCCCAUCCAUCUUUGGCUCAAAUUUCAACCACCCCUUGUGAUCCUUCCUGUAUACUAGAGGAUGCCAGGGGGUUACUCCACCAUCUGCUUCCAACAACUCCAGCUUCAAUGGCGAUUAAUCAUCGUACGGAUACUUAUCAGUACUAAGCUCGUGAAUCUCGGGUACUGAGUGGUGUCAAUUGUAAAUGCGUUAAAUACCAUUUGUACAAGGAUCUGUAAAGCAAAGUAACGAGAUUCUAUCAGGUAUAGCUAUGUUAAAACACCUUCAAUUCAUAUGGAUACAUUAGAGCUUGGUCCCAAUAAACCUUAGGGUAUAAUAUUUUGAACUUAAGUAUUUCCCUUGUUGCACUGAUAAGAACAUAUCCUCUCUGAAACAUCAGCCCAUCCUUUACUGGGUCCCUCCGUAGAUUUACCUCUUUUCUUCACUGUUUGAUUAAUCCCUGAUUUACUUUCCCAAGGUUUUCCUGUCCUUCACACUCACUUGAAAUGGUCAUCUUCUCCACAAUUGUAACAGAAAAUACCGGUCACUUCCCUGGUCAAGGAACCUGCUCAGUAGCAGCCCUCGCCCUGAUAUACCCCACCAAUGGGUCUGGCUUCCUUUUGGCCUUGUCAUGCUUGGUGGCAGCGCCAGCUGAUAUCAGCCGAAAGUACCUCAGCCCUCAGAUCUUUCACCACAUCCUGCAAAAUCCCAACUUGCGUGACAUCGGGUUGCUUUAACAACAGAGGUUACUACAUAGGACUUUGCCCUGCUGACAGAGGCCCCCCCCCCGCUCCUCCAUCGCGUCUUCCUCCUCUAACUUCUUUGAGUAAUUCAGUAAAAGAUGGAGGAGGGGCGAUUUUGCAGGUCAUCUGAAUUCAUAGAGCAUUUGCGUCAUUUGACAUGCGCCCUUCACAUCUUGCUCCAUCCGCAAGCAAUUUCUCUCAGACAGUUGAAUGCUCCCUUUGUGGCACUGAGUGUACAGCAGCCUGAAAAUGUAGGCAAACAACUUCUCUCCUUCCUCCUGAAAUGUGUGCCUAAACUUCAUCCUAAGAUCGGCUGCACUUCCAGCAGUCCCAAAAGCAUCCUCCAGAACUUGCAGGUAAUUAGCUGAUGUGGCUAAUGGAUUUUCUGGCUUGGGAAUCCUCACUAUAUCAGCUGCUGGGCCUUUUAAGCUCUCUACCAGUCUUAGUUUUUCUUCAUAUUAUCUGAGCAGUGCCAUUCAUUCAUCCAGUAACUGAGAUGUCUGCUCAGCCCAGGCCUCAUACUCUUCCCUAUCAGGUGUGGGCUUGACCCCAGAAAAGACUCCCAGUCUACAAUAACCUUGGCUCUCUGCAGAUAUACUUCAGCAUUUAUCAACUGGUGAUGUAAUAGCCAAAAUGAGCUCAGAAUUUAAGUCCACCGCCGAAGGACUUCAGACCUUUCAAAUCAGACAACUCCUGUCCCUCACUCUGCAGAAAGGAGGGCAACUUGUCUUUAAAGUCUCCACCCUCCGCUAUGAGCAACUCAACUUCCAAUCUGGCACUGUUGCCUACACUCCCCUCUUCUCUAAAAGUAUGGACAGCCCCGCCUGUCAAAGUACCCCAAGCAUAACAGGCAGAUCCACUCCUAUCACGUCAGAGCUAGUCUGAACUAAAACGAUAUUUUUGCCUGCCAUUUGCUCAAACUGCCAUUCCAUGAUUGUAACUUUCCCUAAUACAGGAAAGUAACUUCAAGCUCUUAUUAGUAAUUCAUCUGGGCUGCAGAUAGCCACCCUGCUCAUACACAAACCUUAGUUACAAGUUAACCCUUUGAAUCACAUCAAUGCUUAAUCCCUGCAGCGCCCAUAAUCAUGUAUCUUAAUCACUUUCCCAGAUGAUACUUUAAUACAGGCUUAAACGCGUAAACAUAGAACAUAGAAAUCUACACCACAAUGUUGUGCCAACCUACUCUAGAAACUGCCUAGAACAGGCAUGGGCAAACUACGGCCCGCAGGCCAUAUGCGGCCCGUUAAGCUUUUUAAUCCGGCCCGCAGAACUUGAUGAAAUUAUAUUAAUAAACCUUGUUAACGUUUUUUUCCCCGCAAUUCUGGCGUUUUCCCAAUAGAUGACGCACUCUAUAUACAUUGACCUUUGUUGAGGUGCAGCGUAUUACUCCACAUUUGCGCUUUACUCUUUGUUCGGCUCGACCUAUUUGUGUGAACAGGCGUUCAGCGUCAUGAACAUCAACAAAGCCAGCCACAGAUCCAAGUUAACUGACCAACACCUCAGAUCCAUCCUGAGAUUCGCCACAACAAAACUAAAUCCAGACUUUGAUGCGCUGGCUAAAAAGGGAGACCAACAACACUGUUCCCACUGAGAUUAAAAAUAAGUUGCUUCGUUGUGUUAUGUAAAAAAUGCAUUUGAAAAUAUUUUUUUCAAUAAGCCUUACAUGUUACAUGUCAUUUCUGUUAAGUGAUGGACAUGAGUAGUACGCAGGUGCACGUACGUUCUCAAAAUAAAAAAUGCGCUCCAGAUCAAAUAACGCGCUCCGCAUACUGGCGCGCUGUCAGUGUUCUGUCUUUGUGCUGGUCGUUGUUGAGUUUUGGCACAGGGGACAACUGAAUAAGAAGGAGCAGGACAAGUAGACCUGCAUCUCCUACCGUUUUUGAAAUAAAGACAGUCAGGAGGAGAGUGAUGAUGAUAAUAUCUUGAAGGAUAACAGAAUUUUCAGUGCUUUAAAAUAAUAACUGUUGCUAUUAAAAAAGCUGUAUUUUAUUCAUUUAAUUUUCAGUUUUAAAAGUCAUUUCAAUAAAUAGCUGAAUACCAUGGGACUUCAAAGACAGAUAUUUUGUUGUAAUGCAUUUGUUCAUUUUCAAUUGAAAUUAAAGCACAUGUUUUCUACAUAUCCCAUAUUUUAUUUUCUCUUAUGAGAUGUAUUACCAAAACACUCCGUCCAUCUGCUCCUGGUCCGGCCCCCCUGUCAAAUUUUAGAACCCUUUGUGGCCCACAAGUCAAAAAGUUUGCCCACCCCUGGCCUAGAACCACAUAGCCCUAUUUUUCUAAGCUCCAUGUACCUACCUAGGAGUCUCUUAAAAGACCCUAUUGUAUCCACCUCUACCACUGUCGCAGGCAAUGCUUUCCACACAUCUACCACUCUCUGGAUGGAGAAACUUCCCUCUGAGAUCCCCUUUGUACCUAUUUUCAAGCACCUUUAAACUGUGACCCCUUGUGUUAGCCAUUUCAGCCCUGAGGAAAAAUGCUUCUGUCUAUCCACACAGUCAGUGCCUCUCAGCAUCUUGUAUGCCUGUGUCAGGUCACCUCUCAUCCUCUGUCGCUCCAAGGAGAAAAGGCCAAGUUCACGCAACCUAUUCUCAUAAGGCAUGCUGUACAAUCCAGGCAACGUCCUCAUAAGUCUCUUCUGCACUCUUUCUAUAGUGCCUACACCCUUCCUGUAAUGAGGUGACCAGAAAUGAAUACAGCAUUCCAAGUGGGUCUUAUAUAACUAAGGGUCUUAUAUAACUAACUUAUAUAAGGGUCUAACUAAGGUCUUAUAUAACUUUAACAUUACCUCACUGCUCUUGAACUCAAUCCUAUCACACCAUACGCCGCCUUAAUAACACUGUCAAACCUGCACAGUAGCUUUGAGUGUCUGAUGGACAUGGACUUUGAUCUUGCUAAUCCUCCACACUGCUGACAGUUUUAUCAUUAAUAUUAUAUUCUGUCUUUAAACUUGACCUCCCAAAAUGAACCACUUCACACUUACCUGGGUUGAACUCAGCCCAGUUCUGCACCCUAUCAAUGUCCAGCUGUAACCUUUGACAACCCUCCAGACUAUCCACAACACCCCUAAUUUUUGUGUCAUCACCUUUCUACUUUUUCAUCCAUGUCAUCUAUAAAAAUCACAAAGAGGAGGAGGGGUGCCAGAAUAGAUCCCUGCAGAGCACCGACCUCCAUGCAGCAUACAAACCAUCUACAAACAUCCUUUGUCUUCUGUGGGCAAGCCAAUUCUGGAUCCACAAAGCAAGGUCUCCUUGGAUCCUAUGCCUUAUUUUCUGAAUGAGCCUCACAUGGGGAACCUUAUCAAAUACCUAUUGAAAUCCAUAUCCAUAUCCAUAUCCAUCUCCUCUACUUUCAUAAGUAUAUUUUGUUACAUCCUCAAAGAAUUCAAUCAGGCUUGUAAGGCAUAACCUGCCCUUGACAAAGCCAUGCUGACUAUUCCUAAUCAGGUUUUGUCUCUCCAAAUGCUCAUAAAUCCUGCCUCUCAGGAUCUUCUCCAACAACUUGCCCACCACUGAAGUAAGACUCACUGGUUUAUAAUUUCCUUUCUUGAAUAAGGGAAAAACAUUUCCAACCUUCCAAUCCCCUGGUACUUCUUCAAUCCUUACUGAUGAUGCAAAGAUCACUGCCAGAGGCUCAGCAAUCUCCUCCCUUGCUUCCUACAGCAGCCUGGGGUCUCUGCAACAGAUUUAACUUAAUACCUUUCAAAAGCUUCAGCACAUCCUCUUUCUUAAUGUCUAUGCUCAAGCAUUUUAGUCCACCGCAAGUCAUCCCCAUAAUUGCCAAGGUCCUUUACACUGGUGAAUACUGAAGCAAAGUAUUCAUUAUGUACUUUCACUACUUCCUCUGGCCUCGUGAUCAUGUUUCCACUAUUGUUCCUGAUUGCUCCUAUUCUUACAUGGCUCAUCCUCUUGCCCUUCACAUAUUUGUAGAAUGCCUUGGGGUUAUUCUUGAGCUCCUUGCAGGCACUGUUGUAAUUUUCUAGACUUCUAACAGUAUCUAGUUUCUUGAAGCUUUCGUAAGCUUUUCUUAAUUAGAUCUGUGCGGAUAUUAUCCUAUCUUCUCCUCGCUGAUGAUCAACACUGGUGCACCUCAGGGGUGUGUACUUAGCCCACUGCUCUACUCUCUAUACCCAUGACUGUGUGGCUAGGCAUAGCUCAAAUACCACCUAUAAAUUUGCUGAUGAUACAACCAUUGUUGGCAGAAUCUCAGAGGGUGUACAGAAGUGAGAUAUGCCAACUAGUGGAAUGGUGUCACAGCAACAACCUGGCACUCACUGUCAGUAAGACAAAAGAGCUGAUUGUGGACUUCAGGAAGGGUAAGAUGAAGGAACACACACCAGUCCUCAUAGAGGGAUCAGAAGUGGAGAGAGUGAGCAGCUUCAAGUUCCUGGCUGUCAAGAUCUCUGAGGAUCUAACCCAACAUAUCAAUGCAGAUAUAAAGAAGGCAAGAUAGUGGCUAUACUUCAUUAGAAGAGAUUUGGUAAUGUCAACAAAUACGCUCAAAAGCUUAUAUAUACAAUGGAGAGCAUUCUGACAGGCUGCA